CGGAAGUGGACAUUCAAAACAAACCUGCUGGCUAACAACCCAAAGAAUAUUUAUCGGAGAUUGUUGUAUCAUUCUUGUUUACUAUAAACCAUGGUGUCAUAGUGAAGGUUGGAGAUUAUUCUUAUUAUUAUUUUAUCAUGAAUCUAAGAGGACUGUUCCAGGAUUUUAAUCCCAGCAAAUUCCUCAUAUAUGCCUCCCUUUUGCUGUUCUCCAUCUUGCUGGCGCUAAAGCUGGAUGGAGUUAUCCAAUGGAGUUACUGGGCGGUGUUCACACCCAUCUGGCUUUGGAAACUCCUGGUUGUCAUCGGCGCCUCGGUUGGGACUGGUGUGUGGGCUUCUAACCCGCGCUAUAGAGCGGAGGGUGAGACACAUGUGGAAUUCAAAGCCAUGUUGAUAGCAGUGACCAUUCACAUUCUGCUGCUGAUGUUUGAAGUACUGGUGUGUGACAGAAUCGAGAGGGGCUCCUACUUCUGGCUGCUCGUCUUCAUGCCCCUCUUCUUUGCUUCGCCUCUGUCAGUGGCUGCUUGUGUCUGGGGGUUCCGCCAUGACCGUGCACUGGAGUUGGAGAUAAUCUGCUCGGUCAACAUUCUCCAGUUUAUUUUCAUUGCCUUGCGACUGGACAAAAUAAUCACCUGGGACUGGCUGGUAGUGUGUGUGCCACUGUGGAUCCUCAUGUCUUUCCUGUGUCUGGUCGUGCUCUACUACAUAAUUUGGUCCAUGCUCUUCCUGCGCUCUGUAGACAUCAUCGCAGAGCAGCGUCGUACUUACGUCACCAUGGCUGUGAGCUGGAUAACCAUUGUGGUGCCACUCCUAAUCUUCGAGAUCUUGCUUGUUCAUAAACUGGAUGGACAUAACAAAUUGAGUUAUGUCUCUCUCUUUGUGCCUUUAUGGGUCUCGUUGGUCACGCUCAUGGCCAGCACUUUUGGGCAGAAAGGCGGGAAUCACUGGUGGUUUGGCAUCCGCAAAGACUUCUGCCAUUUCCUUCUGGAGCUUUUCCCUCUCCUACGAGAGUACGGCAACAUCUCCUACAACCUGCAGCAUGAUGACUCUGACACCUUCGAGGAGACACGUGCUGUCCCUGAACCUUUGAAAGUUGCCCCCAUGUUCUUCCACAAAGGAGUAGAGAUCAUGCCAUUCCCUGGGAAAUACUUUGACCCUCCCCCUAAACUGUCGAUAGACAUACCUGAUUAAAGGUAACUGCAGACUUUUCAAGAACUGUACAGAAGUUCCAGGAGGAGGCCAGGAACCAAUACUUGCUUUGUUACUUGUCUUUUUUUGGUUUUGGUUUUGCUGUUAUAAUUCAGGUAUUUUUGAUAUGUCAAAGAUAAAGUGUGAAAUAAG
Ictalurus punctatus (channel catfish) is the source of this 1340-nucleotide messenger RNA. RefSeq names its product transmembrane protein 185a (gene t185a). Lineage: Eukaryota; Metazoa; Chordata; Actinopteri; Siluriformes; Ictaluridae. The record is from RefSeq and is marked provisional.